Phaeoacremonium minimum UCRPA7 is the source of this 1107-nucleotide messenger RNA. RefSeq names its product putative glycine d-amino acid deaminating protein. The record is from RefSeq and is a predicted model, not a curated record. NCBI's taxonomy places the organism in Eukaryota, Fungi, Ascomycota, Sordariomycetes, Togniniales, Togniniaceae. Gene Ontology annotation, cellular component: cytoplasm. Gene Ontology annotation, molecular function: oxidoreductase activity. The coding region runs from base 1 to 1107 and encodes 368 amino acids. The transcript has a single exon.
AUGAGCGCGCAAGACGAAAACAAGCCGCACGUCGUCGUCGUCGGCGGCGGAAUCGUCGGUGCCUCUAUAGCAUGGCAUCUCACGCGCCAGAACGCCUCUGUGACUAUCGUUGCCUCUGACCUUGGCGGCACCGCUACUCCAAACUCGUUUGCUUGGCUGAACGCUAGCCGGCACAACCCCAGAUUCUACUAUGAUCUCCGACGACGGUCCAUGGUGCGUUGGAGAGAGCUUGCUGAUGAGGUGCCUGGUUUAAAGGAUUUGGUCCAGUGGUGCGGGACAGUAGAAUGGGACCUCUCGCGUGAUGAACUUGCCAACUAUGAGAAGCAGCACAGCGCCUGGGGCUACGAUAUUCACCGUGCAGAACAUAAAGAGAUUGCGGAGCGCGAGCCGUACCUAUCCGAGGACGUUAUACCUGAAUGGGGACUGCGCAUCGGCGAGGAGGGUGCUGUUGAGGCGGCCGAUGCGGCUUCGCUGCUGAUAGCCCAGGCCGAAGCUCAAGGGGCUCGCGUCCUGUCUACGACUGUCACUAACAUCACGAAAAGCGAGAAUAGUAUUCAUGGUGUUACGACCGCUUCUGGUGAGAAUCUCUCCGCCGAUCAUGUUGUAUUGGCGGCAGGCGUGGGCAGCACCGAGCUUUGCACUUCUGUUGGGGUCACUUUACCAGUCACUGGUCGAUCUGGCCUACUUGUUCACUCCAAGCCGGUGGCACAUCGUAUUUUAAAUGGGCUUAUCAUCUCUGAUGGGCCUCAUAUGCGACAAACAGCUGCUGGACGUGUUGUGGCAGGAGCGGGGUUUGCUGGAGGCGACCCGGGCGAGGACCCUCAGGUGACAUCUGACAAGUUGUUCGCUAAGGUGAAGGGGAUGUUCAAGCCAGAGGCCAAUGGUGUUGAUACACUGGAGUUAGACUUCUUCACGGUUGGUUAUAGGCCUACGCCCUUGGAUGGACUGCCGAUUCUAGGUGCAAGUGGGCUGAAAGGGCUUACACUCGCCGUCAUGCACUCGGGUGUUACUCUUGCCGCCAUUGUGGGCGAAGUGCUGGCAGAUGAGAUCGUUCAUGGAACGAAGGAUCCCGCGCUUGACGCCUUUGCACUAAGCCGUUUUAACUAG